This is a messenger RNA of Chara braunii, 489 nucleotides long. NCBI's taxonomy places the organism in Eukaryota, Viridiplantae, Streptophyta, Charophyceae, Charales, Characeae. The record is from the annotation of a GenBank genome assembly.
CGCCUCGGCCUUGGUCGCGCAUGGUCACCUCCUGGGGAGAUUCAUAGGGAGGCAACCACCUACCAGACGGCUCGAUUCGUCUUUCGCCCCUAUACCCAACUUGAAGUCUGAUGAAUGAUUUGCACGUCAGUAUUGCUGGGAGCCUCCAAAAAGAGGACCUGGUGUGAUGAACGAUUUGCAGGUCAGUAUCGCUGGGAGUCUCCAAAAAGAGGAAGAGAAGGACGAUGAUGAUGAGGAGGAAGACGAAGAGGAGGACAAAAAGGAGGAGGAGGUGGAGGAAGAAAAAGAAGUAGAAGACGAGGACAAAGACGAAGAUGAGGACGAGGAAGAGGAGGCACAGGAGGAGGAGAAGGAGGAGGAGGAAGAAGAAGAAGAGGAGGAGGAGGAAGAGGACGAGGAGGAGGACAAGGAGGAGAAGGAGGAGUAAGAAGAACAAGAGGAGGAGGAUAAGGAGAAAAAAAUGGAGGAGACGAGGUAGUAGAGGAUGUG